Messenger RNA from Aegilops tauschii subsp. strangulata, 1663 nucleotides. RefSeq lists its product as uncharacterized. The record is from RefSeq and is a predicted model, not a curated record. Lineage: Eukaryota; Viridiplantae; Streptophyta; Magnoliopsida; Poales; Poaceae. Gene Ontology annotation, molecular function: protein binding.
AUGGACGACGCAUUGAUUGUAACGGGCGAAGCACUGUGCGUCCGGACCAGAAGCACGCCGCACGGCUCAGCCUCCCUUCUGAGCCCACCUGAGCCGUCUAACGCCGACAGCUUCCUCCCCGGCCACCUCUUGGCGGAGAUUUUCAUCCGGCUGCUCGACCCAGAAGACCUCGCCCGCGCCUCCGCCGCCUGCGUUACCUUUCGCCGCGUCGUCACCGACGGCUCGUUCCUCCGCCGAUUCCGCCGCCUCCACCCACCACCAGUCCUCGGCUUUCUCUGCCUCGGCGGGUUCCACCCCGCUCAGCCGCCUCACACCUCCGCGCCCGCCGCCCGCGCGCUCGCCCUGGCCGCUGACUUCUCCUUUUCGUUCUUGCCUUCGCGCCGCCGAUGGGCCGUCCAGGACAUCCGCGACGGCCGCGUCCUCCUCGUCGGCAAGCAAAACAUGAUGGCUGAAGGGCCCUCGAUCUCGAUGUUCCCGGAGCUCGUGGUGUGCGACCCCUUGCACCGGCGGUACAUCCUGCUUCCCCCACUGCCCGAUGGCCUAGUGGCAUCGGUGGAGAGGCAAGAUGACGAAUUUUUAGGGUGGUCUUGCGAGCCCAGCCUCAUUCCACUCAGCGAUGAGGAGGCUGCCCUGGUGGAAGAGACGACGUUCAGAGUGAUCUGGUCGGCAUCUUGCAAAACCAAUAUGGCCGUGUUUGUCUUCUCUUCGACCACUGGGCAAUGGCGAGCUACUGCAUCCCAGACCUGGAGUGAUCUGGUUAUUGACAGGCAGCCUUUGUAUUUUAUCAGGCGCCAUUUGGUGGGCGGCUGCGUCUACUGGGUCUUGCCGAUGAACAAUACGGAUUUGCUUGUGCUUGACACCAGAACUAUGGAGUUUUCCAUUGCUGACCUCCCACCUGGACAAUGGAACCGGCAAGAUAUAGCUAUUGUGGAUGCAGGGGAAGGCAGGCUUGGGAUGCUUAGUACAGGUUAUGGAAAUGCAAAUGGUGAAUCUUAUCUCUGUUAUACCAUUAGGCAAAACAAAGGCGAGAGCUUCGGCGAGUGGCAGAUGGAGAAAAUCUCACUAGGUUCUUGGUAUCGGUAUCGUAUUGUAGGUGGAACAGAGAAGUACUUGAUCCUACUAAGGAUAGAAACCCCGAAGUACUUAUCGCUUAGCCCACCAAUCAUGGAAUUUUGCAAACUGGAUGUCCGGACAAUGCAGGUUGAGAGGAUGUGUGCGGAAUCUUCCGGGUUUUCCGGUUCUAAAGUGUGCCUAUAUGCCGACUUCCCACCAUCGCUGUUGUCUUCACCGACAGUAUGAAGAGAGUCGAUCAAUGGAGGCAUAGUCAGUCAGAUUAGCAUCCUCGUCCUCAGAACUCCGAGCGGUUGCAAUUUCGGCAGCAUGGACCCCGCGUAGAUGUGAUGGCCUUGCCUGGAAAAAGACAUGAUUUAAUCUCAGUGGACUCACUAUCCCCAGUGCUUAUGGCUCAUUGUUAUAUAUGUUGUUGUUCCUGUGUAGUAUGUUACAUGGAUCAUGUGGUUACUCCCUGCUGAAACUAAGAACGUGACACUGGCAUUCAAUCAACAGCAGUGUGGGCAGCGUUUGCGAGGUCAGGGUGCCAAUAUGGCUUAUUACAGUUUAAGAGGCAUUUUUCGCAAUGACAGUGAGAGAGGUUUCUAUUUUC